AUGAGCAUUGAAAGUUUGGCAAAGUCGAUGGUUCCGAAAGACAAAUGGAAUUUCGUUUUCAUCAUCUUUCUAAUUAAUGGAAUUGGCACACUUUUUCCCUGGAACAUGCUCAUUAAUGCAGAUAAUUACUUUGUCAACUUCAAGUUAAACGUCACUGUCCCGUCAGAGGCAGUCACCGACUACCGAAACCACUUUCUAAGCUAUCUCGGAAUCGCCUCUAAAGCGCCGAACAUCUUUCUUCAGUUGCUGAACUUGUUCAUCAAUGCAGAAGGCGCCAACUUCAGUCUUCGCAUUAUCAUCACACUUGCCCUUCAAAUAGGCGUCUUUCUGUUCAUCAUCGGCACUGCAGCCGUAAACUCUACUUCUUGGCCAGGACUCUUCUUCUGGUUGACUAUGGGUUCGGCAGCGGCAAUCAACACGGCCAACGGCGUUUACCAAGGCUGUAUCUACGGUAUUGCCAGUCGAUUCCCAGGAACUUACAUCAACGCAAUCACCAUUGGAAUGAAUCUCAGUGGAAUGAUUGCCAGUGUUCUGAUGUUGAUCUCAAUUUCCGUCAGUCAUAAUUCUCAAAUGGAGGCCAUCGUAUUCUUCUCAUUUGCAGUUGUCCUCCUGGCAGUAUGCCUGGUGGCAGAGUUUUUCAUUAUCAAAAGUAAAACUGAUCAGUCUGCCGUUGAGUUUCGGGAGGGAGAGGAGCCAAAAGAGACAAUUGAAAUCAGUGUUUCUGAGCUGAAGCCCGAAAAUCUUCCUCCCCUUUCCAAGUACCUCUUCGUCAUUCGCUGCAUUUGGCCCCAACUACUGAACAUUUUGCUCAUCUACAUCGUUUCGUUGUCCAUCUUCCCGGCGGUGGCCGCCCGAAUACCCUCCACCGAUGGUCUGCUCAAUGAGCGCUACUACUCCUCGGUUUUCUGCUUUCUCUUCUUCAACGUCUUCGUCACUGUGGGCAGCGCCACGGCGCAGUUUGUGCAGUGGCCGGGGCCUCGGUGGCUGGUGCUGCCAGUGCUGUUGCGAGUUGCCUUCAUUCCCUUCUUCCUCUACUGCAACUACCAGCCGAGUGAUACGUUGGUGAGAACGGUACCGGUGCUCUUCAAGCACGACUGGAUGUACAUUCUGGGCAUUGUGGCGCUCAGCUGGAGCAGCGGCUACCUCAGCAGUCUGACGAUGAUCUACGCGCCAAAGGCGGUUCCAAAAAGCCUCGCAGCCACUGCUGGCAUGCUCGGUGCUCUGACCAUCAUUGUCGGAAUUCUCAUCGGCAUCAACACCGCCUUGAUCUAUCCGAGGUUGUUUAGUAAAAGUUAA
Molecule: messenger RNA, 1296 nt
Organism: Rhagoletis zephyria (snowberry fruit fly)
Lineage: Eukaryota; Metazoa; Arthropoda; Insecta; Diptera; Tephritidae
Source: RefSeq, a predicted model, not a curated record